AUGAUGAACGACACUGGCUCUGGCCUGGAGCCGUCUCCUGCGCAGAAUAUCGUCGCCCAGUACACCAAAGUUCAACGAUCGUACCAACAAAUUCUCGAUAAAUGGACUCCGUAUAUGCUCUAUCGCUGGUUGGCAACGGCUGGGCUCUUAAGUGUGUUCUUCCUGCGAAUUGUGUUGUCCCAAGGGCCUCUGCUGGACUAUGAAAGUCCAACCUGUGCUCACACCUACGUCCGCAGUGGUAUAUUGGUCAGUCACCCCUCGUUCUGUAACUUGCUGACAUUCAAACUUUUGUUCCCUGUUACUGCUUUCCCAGUCUGUUACGCCCAUGCAAUUUACCUCCUGAACUUGCUACUUGCAUUCCUGCAACCGAAAUUCGACCCAUCGUUAGAGGAUGAUCUUAUGGCGGACGAAAUUGAAGAAGGGGGCGAUCCCGUUAGCCCACUGCCGUCGCAGCGUGAUGAUGAGUUCAGGCCGUUUGUGAGGCGUCUCCCGGAAUGGCAAUUUUGGCUCUCAGCUACCCGCGCCACUAUAAUUGCUCUCUUUUGCACCUUUUCGGAAGUGUUCGACGUACCUGUCUAUUGGCCCAUCCUCGUGGUGUAUUUCUUCACCCUAUUUGCCCUCACGAUGCGUAGGCAAAUCCAGCAUAUGAUCAAAUACAAGUAUAUUCCCUUCGAUAUUGGCCGUAAGGCCAGAUACGGUAGUGCUAAGUAG
Cyclocybe aegerita is the source of this 711-nucleotide messenger RNA. NCBI's taxonomy places the organism in Eukaryota, Fungi, Basidiomycota, Agaricomycetes, Agaricales, Hemipholiotaceae. The record is from the annotation of a GenBank genome assembly.